Messenger RNA from Sclerotinia trifoliorum, 938 nucleotides. The record is from the annotation of a GenBank genome assembly. Lineage: Eukaryota; Fungi; Ascomycota; Leotiomycetes; Helotiales; Sclerotiniaceae.
UGAGUUCCUGAAGCUAUUCCUAUAUAUUUACCAUCCUGCGGCUGUAUACGAUCACGAUGAUGCCCGUAGUCUCUAGAUUUAGAGGAUGGGCUCUCGUGGAAAGUAAAUAGGUAACAUAAAUAGACAUUUUAUUGGUUUCAGAACUACCAUUUCUCAACAAGAACAUCCUCACUUGUGAAAAGCAAUAUCCGUCACACCACAAUUACAGAAAUAACUCCAUUAAAUUAAUUUUCUACCAAAGCACGAUGCAAAAAAAACCGCCUGGGGCACCCUGUCCUCAACGCUUCCGCGAUGCCAUUGCCGAUGAGCACAUCUACUUGGUGAAUAAAAGAUAUCACAAGGGAAUUACCAAAAUCCAGAAUACGCAAUUGGACUUGGAAAGACAGGAAACCACACAAAGGCUUUCUAAUAAUUCGGCAGACGCGCAAUGGACUCCUUCAUCAGAAAUGUCUGACCCUGCUUCCGAAGCUUCCGAGGGCUCAGCUUCCGGAGGGGACAAAGAUGACCAUGGUCACUUAACUCUCUCUGAUCCUAUAGAAUCUGCAGGCAAGUGCAUUGAAAGAAUAGCGCAUUGCGAGGAAAAUUCGAGCACCGCGCCGGCUCCAUCCAGCAUAAACAAUGGUGACUUUCUGAAAACGGAUAAGCGAAUUCAGGAUGAGGAGAUGUCUUUUUGGGCGAAUUAGAUCUACCCACGGUAUGAUUGACGGUUAGAUGUAGCGCAAAUUGAAAUUUUCAAAUUGGUACUGUACGCAGUUUGGGAAGAGCUUGUUUGAGGUUCUAGAGGAGAUUAACGAAAAAAAAAACACACGAAUGAACCUUCCAUUGCCUAGGGUUUUUGUUGAUAAUUUGUAGAAUAUUGUGAGAUUGCUUUAGAGGCUACUUUAUAUCAUGAUUGUAUAUUGUAGCAUUGUAAUUGGCUCGUUAUUGAGGAUAAUUUC